Coffea arabica (coffee) is the source of this 1743-nucleotide messenger RNA. RefSeq names its product myb family transcription factor PHL11. NCBI's taxonomy places the organism in Eukaryota, Viridiplantae, Streptophyta, Magnoliopsida, Gentianales, Rubiaceae. Gene Ontology annotation, molecular function: DNA binding; DNA-binding transcription factor activity. The record is from RefSeq and is a predicted model, not a curated record.
UUCUCUCUUAUCCUCUGAUCACUUGAAUCUUUCCUCUUAGGAACUUUCUUUUCCUAAAUUCUCCAUAGAGCCCAUCAAAUUUUCAAGUUCAUAGCUUUAUAGAGAUAAAGCUACAGUGACUUCUUCUAUACACAAGUCCAUUUUCUUUUCCUUGCAUUUUGCUUUUUAGGUUCUGAAGUUCAUCCAUUCAUCCAUUCGUUCUCCAGUUACUUUGUUCUCUUUUGCUUUGACAAAGAAUAAAGUGAACGAGACUUUGGAAAAAAUGAUCUAGAUAAAAAGGGUUGCUUGUAGAGAAAGAAUAUAAUCAAGGUCUUUUCAAGUUUUGGAUGGUGGAGGUGGUGGGAGUGGUGCAAGGUGGUUGCAAGUGAAAAAGUGGCGGUGAUGGAGAGAAUGUAUGGUGGAGUAGGUGGUGGUGGAGUUGGAGGGAGUUGCUAUCCUUUUGAAAGGAAUGGAGGUGGUGGUGGUGGCGGCCUUGGUGGGGUGGUGAUGACUAGAGAUCCAAAGCCAAGGCUGAGAUGGACUGCUGAUCUUCAUGAACGUUUUGUUGAUGCUGUUACAAAGCUUGGUGGCCCUGAUAAAGCAACUCCCAAGUCAGUUUUAAGGGUAAUGGGCUUAAAGGGAUUGACAUUGUACCAUCUAAAGAGUCAUUUACAGAAGUACAGACUUGGACAGCAGGCCAAGAAGCAGAUUCCAGCUGAACAAAGCAAAGAGAACAGUGGCGAUACUUUUGGACAAUACAACUCGCAUGCUUCAGGCUCCAUUUCCUCAAGAGUGAACACAGAAAAAAGGGAAAUCCAAAUCUCAGAGGCACUAAAAUGUCAGAUUGAAGUGCAGAAAAGAUUACAGGAGCAGCUUGAGGUGCAAAAGAAAUUACAGAUGAGAAUAGAGGCCCAAGGGAAGUACCUACAAGCAAUUCUAGACAAAGCUCAAAAGAGCCUUUCGCUCGACGUUAAUAAUCCCUGCAAUCUAGAAGCAACAAAAGCUCAACUCUCUGAAUUCAAUCUGGCCCUGUCAAGCUUCAUUGAGAAUGUAAAUGCAGAAGAAAGAAAUGCCGAGAUUAUGGAUAAACGCAUGCUAAGCGACAUGAACAGAAAAAUGUCUGAGCAGAAUUACUUGGGGUUGAAUCAUGAAGAAACACAUGAUGUCAAACUUAGGCUAGAAGGAGCUUCCAUAAAUUUUGACUUGAAUACCAGAAGUAGCUAUGACUUUAUUGGCACCAGUUGAGCUCUUCUGGAGCCAAACCACUUAAUAGAAGUAAAAAUGGGCACAGCCUUUCAGUUCGUUUUCAUACUCUGUGCAUAUAACACUCUACAGUUGGAUUAACUUAUUCUUCAAUGCCUCAUUGUUUUUCACUCAAGGCAUCAGUAGUAGUAAACUUGUUGAAGUGAAGAGACAUAAUCGUUUGAAUUCAGGUGAAUCUUCGUGAAGAAAAAUUUGGUGGAAGGCUGGAAAUUCAGUACAUGCUUUCAAGAAUCUUCAGCUCUGAUUACUUCAUCCGGACUUUCUGGUUAAUCCUUCUUUCGGUUUCAAAAUGCCUAUGAGCUUGCUUCAAGAUGUCCAAGUAUCAUUCAAAAUCUAUUAGCUGCCUCUGUACAGAGAAUGCUUGGCUUCUCUAGUGCAUUAAUUGUUUUGCAUGAUGCUUUGUGAAUCAUAUGUCUAGAAGGAGAAAACAAUCACUAGUAUGUCUAGUAGUACAGGAAAAUCAAUUCAAACGUUUAGAGAGUCUUUUAUUUACCUCAAUAA